Molecule: messenger RNA, 476 nt
Organism: Vigna umbellata (rice bean)
Lineage: Eukaryota; Viridiplantae; Streptophyta; Magnoliopsida; Fabales; Fabaceae
Source: RefSeq, a predicted model, not a curated record
GAGGAUGAAAGAGUGUGUGUAUAUAUAUAUAUAGGAUUGGUUGUGUGUGGGAGAAAGUGUGGAAUUGUGAAAGAGAGAAGAUAGAGAGAGAGAGGGAUGAAGAAUGAGCUGGGAAAUCUGGUGGAGUCGAUAAAGUCGAAGGUGAGAUCUCUGAACCUGAAGAAAGGGAGAAAACCUUACGUAAAGAUGGACAAGAGUGCGAGUGUCAAAGUUGAGAUUCGCAGCAGAAAAGCUCGUAAGCUUAUAGAGAAGACCUUGAAGGCUGCUGACACUCAUCCUCGUUAAUCCUUUCUUCCUUUUUCAAUUUCUUCCAUUCCAUUGUAACAGAUAAUACUUUAGGUUACAGAUUCUUCUUUCUUUCUUUCUCUCCAUGGUUGGUCCAAACACCACCAACCACCCGACUCUUUUAUUUUUUUUCCUUUUAGUAAUACUUUUCAUGAUUCCUGCAAAUAAAUAAUUUUAUAGUUUGUAGUCUA